GUGCAACUUAUGGCAAAAAUACUGGUUUACACACAAAAUCAUAGUGACAUACAGAGUCAUGUUUCUCUAAUGUUCUAUACAGCGGCCGUUUUACCUACAUCUGUCACUACUCACGAACAAGACUUGUACUAGAGGCCAGCGUUGAGGUCGCCGCUGCCGAUAGAGGCGCCUCUGCCGAUAGACACCACCGCGAGAAGCACCACUACAAGUAACAUUGCCCUGAGAAGUGCCGCCACGAGGUCUGUGGGGUUUUCCCUGGUGGGCGAGACUUCAUCGUGAGAUUCGCUGUUUCCACGCGAGUUGCCAUUUUGAACGUCGAUCCAAGCCCAUCCAAAAAAAAGUGACUUUUAGGCGACUCGAGAUCGGAGAAGGAGAAGAAGAUUUUAGACUCGAACAAUCUUACGGGUUGAAACGCGAUUUUGACUACCUUGGUUAGCUCGUUUCAUUCCCUCAUUCUCCGAUUCCACAAAGCUCGUUUCUUUUCCUCAUUCCUCGAUUCCACAAUGCAAAGGGUAACCCCAAACUGCACAAUUUGGAGGGGCAUAGCCUCUAAGAAAUGGGCUUCGAUUGGAUUCUCUAGGACGUCGAAGUUCGCCUCUGGGUUCAACCCUCUGCAACCGAAACCUUUGGAUUCUAUUGUAGAUAUCCAGAGGUUGAAAGAUCGAUAUCCUGAAGAUAUUGCUUCUAUUUGGGAUGAUCCGAUACUUUGUGAUUCCUUUGUGGAGGGGAAGUGGAUACACUACAAUGUUUGUUCAAGGGAUGAUAGAAUGUGGAAUGAUUGGAUUUUAUCGUGUAAACUUGUUGCUCGAGUUUUGGUUGUCUAGCAUCAGUUAAUCCAAUUAGAGUGGAUUUGAAGAAACAAAGAAAGUCAACAAGCAAUAGGAAACACCAAAAACAUAUUGAUAGUGCUUUAGAUGAACAAGAUGCUAUAAUUGAAGAACUUGAAGAACUUGAAGAAGAGUUAUCUGCAUUGCAGGUUGAGUUGCUUGAAGAGAAGAAUAAAGAUGUGAAAAUUACAAUGACUUUGCAUGUGAGGGAGAAAUUUUGUAGCCAUGAAACUAUUAUGGAGGAAGGAGUACGUCGAAAGCAUUUUAAAAGCAAAGCUUGUAGAAAUAGUCCAAAACUUGAUUGAUUUGUGUAAUUUGUUAAUAGUGCAGUAUUUAGUACAUGUUGAAGUAUGGAUAGUUGUAUUUGGAACAAUUAUUUUGAUUGUUAAUAAAUAAAGAUAGUGGUUA
Molecule: messenger RNA, 1235 nt
Organism: Vigna radiata var. radiata (mung bean)
Lineage: Eukaryota; Viridiplantae; Streptophyta; Magnoliopsida; Fabales; Fabaceae
Exons: 4
Coding region: 504-824 (106 amino acids)
Source: RefSeq, a predicted model, not a curated record